Pogoniulus pusillus (Red-fronted tinkerbird) is the source of this 4918-nucleotide messenger RNA. RefSeq lists its product as uncharacterized. Bases 83 to 1024 code for a protein of 313 amino acids. The transcript has 2 exons. The record is from RefSeq and is a predicted model, not a curated record. NCBI's taxonomy places the organism in Eukaryota, Metazoa, Chordata, Aves, Piciformes, Lybiidae.
AUAUCCUUCUCCUCUGCUUUCACCUAGCAGAUAAGCAGUCAAGGGCCGGUCGUGGAACUGCCUGCCUGACUCCCAGACACUAAUGCCUCUCGCAAUCGACUCGGCGCCGACACAGGUCAGGACUCAGCCCUCAGUCACCCUCACUCGAAAGGCCGUAGACAGGAAUAAACAAGGUGUGAGUCCAGAGGCCCUCGGCCCCGUCCAGGCAUGGGCCAGAGCGGGAGGUGGAACGACAGCAAUCAUUCAGACAACAAACGGGGCAUCCAAGGGGAUAAGCAACCCUCCUCCUCCUCCACCCGGCUCCAGCAGAACCCGACAGGGGCAACGAGAUGAACUGCUUGAGGGACCGAGACCUUACCACAGAUCCCUUCGCCAUUUUAGCCCCCACGCCCAUUCCCUUCCUCCCCGCCCCUCAGUGACAGGGGAAGCUCGCACCCGGUUCAGAGCUCACCCCCGUCUUGCCUUCAUCGCCCCCUUUUCCUUAAAGCCAGUCGGCUGCAAAGAGGCAGAAAAACGGCAGCCGUUUUUCUCCUCAGGCCGAGACAGACCGCAAAGCGAAACGGCUGCGGCAGCGCCUGUUUUGUUUCCUUACCGUGACUCGCAGCCUCACAGCUGCUGCCGCCUCCUUCUCCUUCCUCCCACCUUUUUCUUCUUCUUUUUCUCCGCCGCGGCGGCUCCUCACCCCUCCGCGCCGCGCUCCGCUGGUGCUGUAGCCGCCGCCGCGCAGAAUGAUGCCAUCUCACAGCAGCAUCGGCAGCUUCUGCACAACACCCCUCCCGCCGCCGCCGCCCCUGCUCCGUCCGCUCCCAAACACGACGACUCGCAGCCCCGACGCUCGAACCAACCGCCUGUGCGCGCCUCAGCCACGGCGAACAGGAACUUGUGGAACUGCCGCUGCUUUCCCCGACCCCGCCGCCGCCCGGGCGGGAGGGCCCCGUCGGCACCGAGCCGUGCGCAGCGGCAGUGGGAGGGAAGAACAGAGCCUGAACCGAGGCUCUUCAAAGGGGACAGGGCUUAUUCCUAGUGCCUGCCCCGGGCUGAACCAACUUGUGCGCUGUGGCGGGGAGAGGAGUCGAGUGGACUGCAUCAACCCGCUCCGGCAGCAGGGUAGAAAGGGCCGGGCCCCAGUGCUGAGGUGCUGUCGGCGGGGUGAGCGUGCAGGGGCAGGAUAAGAAAGGCUUUUGUGAGUCACGGCCCCCCCGAGAAAGCCCUGCUGCGGCGGCACCGACAGCCGGCACACCCCGCGUGCUGUGCAAACGAUAAAGGCCGGGGAGGUGUCUUCGCCGCUCGCCUCCCUCAGGGUCUGGGCAGGCAGGGCGGGAUUUUGUUCCCUGCCGGGAAGCUGCGCCGCGGCCGUGACAAUCUCCCCAUUUCGGAACCAGCGGGAUCCGCCCGGUCCUCUUUUUAUGCCGUCUGAUCUCCCUCACGAGGGAUCAGACCCUCUCGUACUGAGAAAUGCGGUGGCUGUGGGGAGAGACAGCUGCUCGCAGCCCACGGCGGUAGCGGAGCCACGGACAGGGACGGCGGUCCAGUUUACCUUCGAUACUUUGAGUAGCGUUCCCGUCAUGGGCAAGGGGCCGGUUGUCCUUAACCACUACUAAAAAAGGCACACGCGUUCCGAACAGACUUACAAACCUAGAAGUGCUUUAGCGCCCAAACGUGGGGAUUAAGUUCUGGGUUAAUAAAGCUCUAGCCUCUUCCCGUACAACAUUGUGCUCUGAAGGCAGCAGCAGCAGCUCUCCAGCAUGAGCAAGGCCUUUGAGCGGCCGUGGUAGAAAGCCCAGCGCCACUGUUAAUAGAGAGGAACAAAAGCUUACAGUAUAAGACCCUGAAGCAACUUCCAGCAAAGUCUGGUAUUUUGUUGUUCUUAAAAAAUGGCACAAGGGCCAGCAAUCUGGUUGGGGCAUGUAAGUUCCUUCAGGAAACAACUGGGAGGCUUCUAUAAGUGCUGCUUUUCAACCUAUUCAUUCUUCAUAGAAAAUCUAUAGGAAAACCACAAAGUUUGGAAAGAAACGGUAUGUACAGCUCAACUUUAGAAGAGCUUAGUCUAAGAUACUUUAAUAGGAAAACCAAACUUCAUCGCUGAUAAUACAAGAGUCUGAAAACGCUGAUAGUUUAUUUACUGGUAGCAAUUGUAACAGAGCACCUGAACUGUACACUCGCAAAGUCCAUCCUGGACAGUUAAGAGUAGCUACCGAAUGAAUCCGUUUGCAGAAUUCAAGAGUGACUAUUUACGGCAACUAAAGCUUGCAUUCAAAGAGAACUGCUGUCCUCCUUUUGUGCUGAGAUUGUCCCAGAUGAGGUACUUACUCCAAGAGACUACUUUUACAGUUCUUUGGUAGCACUUAAAAAGUCUACUGGUAAGCUCCAUUUAUUUUUCCAUCUUGCUUAUUCGUUUAGAGUUUUUUUUCUAAUGUAAAAUGAUCUACUUGAAAUCUAGAGUUAAAAAAUACUGGUACCUUUAGGUAGGAACACUUUUUAAUGGGGAAAAAAAGAUAUACUUAAGAACUUUCCACUGGAUGCAACAUUAGAUUCCCAGAAGCAAAGGGUGGGUGAAGGUGUGAAUGGCAAUAUUUUUGUUUCCUUUCAUUGUAAGCUGUUAAUUUUUCUGCUCCCAGGCUUUGCUUGUUACUAAUAUCAGUAAUCUGAUACUCAUGUGAAAAUUACGAGCAUUAUUUCUUGUAUGUGCAAAAUUGCUAAGUGCUUCUUUCUUGCCUUAUGAAGUAUGAAAAGUGUGUAGCUACUUGAAACAAUACUCUAUACAAAGUUAUGGGCUUCUCUGGCUUGCUUCCUCCCUGUUUCAAAACAAGCUUUGUCAUACAUUUGUCUCACCCUGGGGAACAGUGACAUUCCAAGUAUUAUUCCCUCUAAAAAGCCAUUUGAUACACUUAAAAAUGCAAACUGUCACAAGUUCAACUUUCAAUGUCUUAUAAAACCUCAAGAUUCUUGUUUUUGGUUUUUGGUGUGGUUUUUUUUUUUCCAGCUACUUUUAUAUGUUUAUUUAUUACCUCCUCUUAUAACAGUUAGGAGCCAUACACUGAAAACUUGCUGAAAACAUUUAAGUUAUACUUAAGGGCUAUACUUGCUUGCUAUCUGAAAAAGUACAUACACAGUUUUCUUCAUUCUGUAGAAAGCCAGUUUUAUUUUUUCUACUGUGCUGUGGCCAGUAAAGAUUAUAGAAUCUAUUUUACAGCACUGAUGGCUAGGAGGUUUGGUUGCCUUAUUACUUCAUAGCUUUGCUCUUUAGAGAGUUGAAAUACACUGUUCAUCUCAGGCAGGAUCUCACAAGACAGUAAACUUACCAAAACAAAUUAAGCAAAGAUGAAACUUUGAAAGAGUCUCCAUGAACAUUUAUUUUAAAUAAACAUAGAAAUAGCUUCUGCACACAAUAUUGACAAGAUAGUAAUUUAUGACUGUCAUUAUUUAACCCCAGCCAGCAACCAAGUCCCACACAACCUGUCAGUCAUUCCCCUCUGAUUGGAUAGGGGAGAGAAUCGAAAGGGUGAAAGUGAGAAAGCAAUUUAAUAGGUAAAGCAAAAGCCACACAAGAGCAAGCAAAACAAGGAAUUCAUUCGCUGCUUCCCAUCAGCAGGCAGGUGUUCUGCCAUAUCCAGGAGAGCAGGACUCCAUCAUGCAUAACAGUUGGGAAGGUCAAUGUCAUCUCUCUAAAUGUCCCUUCUUUCCUUCUUUUUCCCACAGCUUUAUAAGCUGAGCAUAACAUUAUAUGGUGUGGAAUAUGGUGGUCAGUUGAGGUCAGCUCUUUCGGCUGUGUCAUCUCCCAGGCUGUUGUGCACCCCCAGCCUACUCACUUGUAGGAUGUGAAAAGUAGAAAAGGCCUUGACUUUUUAGAGUACUGCUCAGCAGUAACUAAAACAUUUUAGCAUUGUUUGCACUGAAAAAAUCUAGCACAAAUCCAAAAUAUACUUCCAUACCAGCUACUAUCUCAGCCAAAACCAGUGCAAUGAACUUAUCAAAAGUUUUUUUUAUGGCAUCUCCUUUGGUGUAUUUCUGAUGCUUUUCCUUGCAAAAAUUUGGAGAACUCAGAAUAGAUUACAUGCAGCUGGUUAGGUUGGUUGUUUCUUCAGCCUUGCUCCUUGAACUAUGAAAAUUCCCAAAAGCAGCAUCUAAUAAGAGUAGAAGGGAAGAUUUUUCUGAUGAUUCUAGUUGUUUUUUACAUGGGGUCUUAUCACUACAACUCUCCUGCAGAGCAGGAGAUCUUUUGGACGAUGUCUUUGGAACAUAAUUAGAAGAGCAUUUAGGUACCUGAUAUGUGGCUUAGGUAGAAUUUUAAUCCUGCCUUCGAGUGUGCAAGCCACAAAACCCUGUAGAUGUAGUCACGCAGGUCUGCCAGUGGAUAGACUCAAUGCCCAUGAGCAUGUGCAAUUGGGCAUCUGAUGUCUUCACUGCAUCAGCAGAUUUGCUGCUUGACAUUGACCUGUUAUGUUCAGGGUCCAAACAGUGGAAAGUAUAUCACCUGAAGUCGGUGGAGGAGUGGAUCAGAGGAGGUACCAUUAAUGGUAUAUCUGGUACACAAAAGAUGUGAAAUCAACACAAAGUACAGAAGCGGGAAGGAAAGAAGCAAAAGGAAACAUGUUAGCAGUGGUCACCAUGCCCGCAGUGUCGACCUUGGGACCUAGAAAACCUGUCUUCUGUGGUCUUCUUAGGUCCGGGCUAUCUCUUGUCUCAAGAUCACUAUGAUCAACAAGUGCUGUCUGAUGUAGGAUCAGAAUUAUCUCUCCUGUCAGCUCUCUGCAGAUUUACAAAGCACACUGGAGUAGUGCAAGAGAGUAGUGAUGGACAACACAGCAAUUGAAGGUCAUGGCUACAAGAGCUGGAAAGUUUUAAUUUCUAGUCCUUCUUCCCAGCAAUGUCCAGACAUUUUAACAAAUGUCUUUUCAAUGCACAAUAUUGGCUCCUG